Messenger RNA from Gaeumannomyces tritici R3-111a-1, 1714 nucleotides. RefSeq lists its product as hypothetical. Gene Ontology annotation, cellular component: membrane; glycosylphosphatidylinositol-mannosyltransferase I complex. The record is from RefSeq and is a predicted model, not a curated record. Gene Ontology annotation, molecular function: GPI mannosyltransferase activity; alpha-1,4-mannosyltransferase activity. The coding region runs from base 161 to 1621 and encodes 486 amino acids. The transcript has a single exon. Gene Ontology annotation, biological process: GPI anchor biosynthetic process. Lineage: Eukaryota; Fungi; Ascomycota; Sordariomycetes; Magnaporthales; Magnaporthaceae.
CAUUAUCCCCUGCUCUCUCAUUCGAAAGAAGCCUUCUCAUCAUGAGUUGGAACCCGCAUUCUCAACAUCCCCAAUGUUGAAAUCCGGCUAGUCGGACCAAAGAGCAUAUUGUCCCAAAGCGUCACUCUCAAACACUUGAAAGGAGCCAGUCACAACCACCAUGUCUGCAAAAAUCCCACCCCCAGACCGCGCGGGGACGGGGUCGUCAUCGCAGCAGAUACAGCCACCCCAGGCAUCAACAGCAGACGCCUUCUUCGCCUCCCCCCGCGCCGUCUAUGUCGCGGCCGCCCUGCUACGCGCCGGCAUGCUACUCUACGGCGUGUGGCAGGACGCCGCGUCGCCCGUAAAGUACACCGACAUCGACUACCUCGUCUUCACCGACGCCGCUCGCUUCGUCGCCGACGGCGCCUCCCCUUACGACCGCGCCACCUACCGCUACACGCCCCUUCUGGCCUGGAUUCUGCUCCCCACCACCUUUGGCAGUGCCGGCCCGUCCCUCUGGCGCCUGCUCUGGUUCUCCUCGGGCAAGGUCAUCUUUGCCGCCGCUGACGUGGCCGCCGGCUGGCUGCUCGUGCGCAUCCUCCUUUUGGAUGGUGGUGGCGGUGGUGGUGGUGGUGACGGCGGCGGCGGCGGCGGCGGCGGCGGCACCAUGUCCCCCGCGCGCGCCCGCCGCUUCGCCGCCGUGUGGCUGCUCAACCCCAUGGUGGCCGCCAUAAGCACGCGCGGCUCUUCCGAGGGCCUGCUCGGUGCGCUCGUGGCCGCCCUGUUGUGGGCUGUGCUGCGCCGCCGCGUCGUGCUGGCCGGGCUGAUCCUCGGCUUCGGCGUGCACUUCAAGAUCUAUCCCUUCAUCUACGCCCCCGCCAUCGUGUGGUGGAUGGACGACGAGCACAUGUCGGCCUCUCCCUCCCCUACUUCCUCCUCGGGCAAACGCCGCCGCCGCCGCGACGAUGGAACAACAGUCAUCCAGCGCGCUGCGGGCUUCGUCACCGCGCCCCGCCUGCUCCUCGCCGCCGUCAGCCUCUCCUCCUUCGCGGCCCUCAACCUGCUCAUGUACGCCCUCUACGGCCACCCCUUCCUCGCCCACACCUACCUGCACCACGUCACGCGCAUCGACCACCGCCACAACUUCAGCCCCUACAACACCCUCCUGUACCUCGAGUCCGCGUCCGCCGCCACCUCGGGCAGCAGCGGCAGCAGCAGCAGCAGCAGCAGCCUCGGCGGCAGCAUCGAGUCCGUUGCCUUUGUCCCGCAACUCCUCCUCUCCACCAUCCUCGUGCCCCUGGCCCUGGCCAAGCGCGACCUCGCCUCGGCCAUGCUGGCGCAAACCUUCGCCUUUGUCGCCUUCAACAAGGUCUGCACGAGCCAGUACUUUUUGUGGUACAUGGUCCUGCUGCCCCUCUACCUGCCGCGGUCCUCGCUUGUCGCCGGCAGCCGCCGCAAGGGGCUGGUCGCCCUGCUGCUGUGGGUCGCCGGCCAGGCCGCCUGGCUCCAGCAGGGCUUCGAGCUCGAGUUCGUCGGCCGCAGCGUCUUUCUGCCCGGCCUGUGGCUCGCCUCGCUGUCCUUCUUUCUCAUCAACUGCUGGAUCUUGGGCGUGGUCAUUUCCGAUGUCGGCGCUCUCUGACGGCAAUUGGCCUUCGAAGUCGCAUCACGUUUGUAAAAUGAGAAUCCUCCAUAGAUAAAAUUGGAUAUCAUGAUAAAAAAACUUCUAAAGUCC